Messenger RNA from Alosa sapidissima (American shad), 1530 nucleotides. RefSeq lists its product as uncharacterized. Lineage: Eukaryota; Metazoa; Chordata; Actinopteri; Clupeiformes; Clupeidae. The record is from RefSeq and is a predicted model, not a curated record. The transcript is spliced from 2 exons. Bases 529 to 1428 code for a protein of 299 amino acids.
UGCAUGUUUGUUGAUAGACUACUUUAUGCCAGCUUUUCCCAAAAACAUGUGAAUGAGUAUCAGGAUCUCGGACACUAACAUGCUCUUAGUAUGGGUCUUGCUUGAGAGGCAUUUUCCAUCCACUAGGUUAUACUAUAGAACAAUUGCAAAUAGCCUCAGCGCCUCUCUCUCUGUGUGUGUGUGUGUGUGUGUGUGUGUGUGUCCGUCCGUCCCAGUGCUUGUCAGAGUUAACUCUCUUCUACUGGUCAUUUAUAUUGUCUCAGCAUUGUGUAAGAGAGGUUGUAUGGACUCUUCUCUUCCAUACUACUCCCUCUCUCGUUUUGCGUCUCUCGUUCUCUCGGUCCGUCUCUCCCCAUCGCCUGUAGCCUAGCCUAAUAAGCGGUCUGAGUGUCUCCCAUGUUUGGAAAUAGACGUCAGCAAGGAGCGUAUUCUUGAUCCAGAAGGUCCGGAACCACACCCCGUGCACUGGAGCAACGAAGGAACUUGCGUUUGGAAGACAUACAAGCUUAACCAAACACUUGGGGCACCAUGGACCAUAACCCUCACACCUUGGACCCCCGCCACCGCAGCAUGGACUUUCGGCAGAAGAACAUGCUCCUGGACCACCGGGACGACUUCGGCACCACCUUCGCUGUGCUCAUGAUACAGGUGGCCAUCUUCCUGUCGGCAGGCAUCUGCCUGGGCCUGCCCCUGCUCAUCUGGGCGCUGCGUCGGCUCCACGUCUUCCUGCGUCGCGGAGGGCGCGUGACGGCCUUCAUGGCCUCGGCGCUCCUCUUCGAUUUCCUGGAGCUAGUGAUGAGCUCGGUGGUGGUGAUCGUGCUGGCGCGCGGCGUCUGCCUCAUCACGUCCAUCAAGUGCCGCCUCAUGCUCUUCCUGUGGCUGGGCAUGCAGUUCUGCGGCCUGCACUUCCAUCAGCUGGCCGCGCUCGAGGGCGUCCUGGCCCUGGUCAACCCCAUGCUCACCGCCAGCUGGCCCUUCGUGCUGGUCACCGUGGCCGUGUCGCUGCUCGAGUGGGUCUUCUUGGUGGCCUACGUGGGCGCGGCGCCGCACCUUGAGUGUCCGGCCGCGUACAUCGUGUGGUUCCUUCUGGCCGUGGUGCUGUUCAUCGCCACCGCCGUGCUCACCUACUUGUACCAGCCGCCUGAGGACGAGCGCUGGUACAGGGCCAAGAAGAACGGGCGACUGGCGCUGGCCGUCGCGAGCCUGCUUGUCGUCUAUGUGCCGCACUUCUUCGCGCGUGGCAUACUCUUCGAGCACGACUCGCCGCAGGAGCCCGAGGUCAACGAAUACGCCAUGGUUGGCUGUCUCUCGGUGGUUGUCUUGCAGCUGGUGGUCGACCCUCUCUUGUGCGUGCUCUACUUCAAGGAUAUUCCCGAAAUACAAAUAGAUACAGAUAUCCCUAGUGUGCCACGGAUGAGUUUGAACUGACCCAACCCCCCCACCCCCAUCCUUACCUGUGAGUGUCUUGGAUGAGUGCUGUGGAAGGAAGGAAGUCCACGCUAAGGUGCCCCCUGCUCCCCACACCGCCCC